Messenger RNA from Anguilla rostrata (American eel), 5200 nucleotides. RefSeq names its product ADP-ribosylation factor GTPase activating protein 1 (gene arfgap1). NCBI's taxonomy places the organism in Eukaryota, Metazoa, Chordata, Actinopteri, Anguilliformes, Anguillidae. The record is from RefSeq and is a predicted model, not a curated record. Gene Ontology annotation, molecular function: GTPase activator activity. Gene Ontology annotation, biological process: regulation of endocytosis; regulation of ARF protein signal transduction. The transcript is spliced from 14 exons. The coding region runs from base 254 to 1564 and encodes 436 amino acids. Gene Ontology annotation, cellular component: Golgi membrane.
UAUGACGAUCAAUUUGGUUACGUUGACCCAUGAUGCAUUUCGCUUCCGCUGUGCAACGUAGGCAGUCUCCAAUCUGCAAUCCCUCAAUAUGGCUACUGUUUGAUAGGAGACACCAUUAGGAUUGUAUGUCUAUGGAAGCUUUUAAAAUAUACUAUUGAAUAAACUUACCUUGGUGUCCUGCUAUCUGUAAAUACAUUCUGUUUUUUCGUUCACCACUUUUAAAGCAGCUCGCAUCCUUAAAUAACCAGGUAAAAUGGCCAGUCCACGCACCAGAAGAGUUUUGAAGGAGGUGAGAACACAGGACGAAAACAAUACUUGUUUUGAAUGUGGAGCAUUCAACCCCCAGUGGGUGAGUGUUACGUAUGGAAUCUGGAUUUGCCUGGAAUGUUCUGGAAAGCACAGAGGUUUGGGGGUGCACCUCAGCUUUGUGCGCUCCGUCACCAUGGACAAGUGGAAGGACAUAGAGCUGGAGAAGAUGAAGGCGGGGGGGAACGGAAAGUUCCGGCUGUUCCUCGAGCUGCAGGACGACUACGACGCCAGCUGGACCAUGCAGGAGAAGUACAACAGCCGGGCGGCGGCUCUUUUCCGAGACAAGGUUGCGACCGUAGCCGAGGGCAAGGAGUGGUCAAUCGAGACGUCUCCCGCCAAAGACUGGACGGCCCCUCAGCCCAAGAUGGGUCUCUCUUCUGCUCACCGCAGCUCUGCUGGACCUGGGCAGAGUUCAGGACACUCUUCAGACAAGGCCUUUGAAGACUGGUUGAGUGAUGAUGUCAACUCCUACCAAAGCGGCGGCGGUUACAGCGGUCAGGAGAACCGCUACGUCGGCUUCGGGAACACGGUCGCCCCCCAGAAGAAGGACGACGACUUCCUGAACAACGCCAUGUCCUCCAUCUACUCGGGCUGGAGCAGCUUCACCGUCGGAGCCAGCAAGUUCGCCUCGGUCGCCAAAGACAACACAACAAAACUUGCAACCCAGGCCACCCAAAAGCUAAGGGGCUAUAGGCCGCCACCAGAACCGGCCACAGAGUUAGGCCAGCAAUUAAAUGAGAAUGUAAUCAAACCUACUACAGAAAAGGUGAAAGACGGGAAGUUGCUAGACGAGAUGACCACCGGCUUCACGGGGCUGGCGACCAAGGUCCAGGGAGCUGGUGCAAAGGGUUGGAAAGACAUGACCACCUUCUUCUCGGGGAAAUCUGAAGAUUCAGCUGACGGGACCCCGACGGGAGAGGGCUACCAGAACAUGGGCGAGUCGGAGGGGUACCAGAACAGCGGCGGCGGCGGCGGCGAGGGCGAGGUGGGCCAGGGCUUCUGGGAGACCUUCGGGAGCGGGUCCAAGCCCAAGGCGUCGCCCAGCACGGACAGCUGGACCAUCGCCGACAACUCGGCGGAGAAGAAGAGCUCGGACAGCUGGGACCAGUGGGGCUCGGAGGCGGGCGCCAACAACAAGCACAGCACCGGGGACAGCUGGGAGGCCUGGGACAACAACUGGGACAGCGCCGAGGCCAAGGCCAAGAAGACCCCCCCGAAGCAGGCCGAGGAGGCCUGGGGCAACGCCGACUGGUAGACCACGACCACCGGCACCGGCACCCACCCGUCCGCUCCACCUUAUCUGGCCUAAAAUGCAUAGGGUCCUAAAGAGCCCUCUGUCUGAAGGUGGUGCAGUCAGAUAGCUGUAUUUGGACACCUUUACGUGUAUACAUGUAUCCAUGAAUCUAGGGUUUUGCCUUUAUGACCUUGUAUGUGUAUAUAUAUACACACACACACACGUACGUACAAACAGUAUAGUAUGUGUGUGUGUGUGUACUUUAAAAAAGCAACUAAAUGUGUUACAUUUCCCGUGAGAUCUGUCACAAUUGGGUAGUACAAAUUUUUACAGGAAUACAAAAACUAGUGGAGCCUAGUAGCCAUUGUUGGAAAGGGCAGAAUUGACGGUUUAUUUUUAUAUUCGCACACUCCAUUAAGUACGAGUGUGGAAACACACACAUGCUGUCGUCGGUGAUAAAAAAAAGUCUUUGAGGUGUAAACAAAUGUAUCUUUUUUUGACUGCACCUAAAUUUUGUAUCGAGGCUCUUCGUCCACAGUAGCGUGGCUAAGUAUAUUCAUCAGUUAAGUUGAACGAGUGAAGUUUCUGUAACGUCACUGCGUACAGCUCCGACUUCACAGAAACAUUGAAAUAUGAAUCGUGUGCUGCCAGACUAUUGGUAAGCAGUUUGUAUUUUGUUUCGAUCCUCUUAAAAAUGAAAAAGCUGCAUCUCUUUAGAGAUUUGGAUUUUGGGUGGGUUCCCAGGUUUAAAAGUGAUUAGGAGUGUAUAAAGAGGUGAAUCAGCCAGUCUGAGAGCCUUCUGUGACUCAGACUCAGUGGUCUGGAAGCCAGCAGCUUGCUUUGUGUCGUCUCCACUACCACCUCCCCGCAGCUGUAGUGGGUGUCAUACGUUGCGUUCUUAGUGUGUUAAUCAUCUCUCAAACUGCACUCCUGCUGAGUCAGUUAUUUGUGUGUGUCUGUUAUUUUGUGUGUGUGUGUCUGUCUGUCUCUCUCUGAACGCACUUUCACACUAGGAUGUCCUCACCUGUCAUACCCUUCCCAAAUGUCAGAGGGCAGGGGCUGAUCAAGCUUUUAAAUGUGUGCAUGUACAUUUUGCCGGUAUGAGAGAAAUGGCAUCCUCAUGCUUGGAACACAUUUACCUCAUGAGAGAUUUAGCUGAUGGACAUUAACCACGGAAGACCAUUCAUUGCAUUGCUUGAACUGUGAUCCCACACAAACUCACAGCAAAUGACAUAUUCAAACCUUGGAACCCCCUUUCCAUAUUUGAAUUUAACUAUAAUUCCAGUUUUAUUCAUUUUGCUUUUAUUUUUCUUAGAAUCUUCAGCAUAUUUGCAACUUUAGGUUUCUUAAGGGUUAAGUGUGGAAUGGUAUCAGUGGUAGCAAGCUGGUGUUAAAGGCACUGUACGAUUACAGUGGAAUACCCCGAGGGAAAUAUCAUGGCUACUGUGGGUCAGGUUGAGAUUGCAUCUCUGCCUUUCCACUAAGAACAACCAACAAAGCUGCAUUUCUCCUACGCACAUCUUAUAAUUAAAGUUUUAUUCUUUAUUGAAAAUGUCUCCCCCCCCCCAAAGUAGAGUAAUAUAGAAGAGUAAGGAAACUGGUUUUGCUAACUAUCUGGAAAGCUGGUAUUAAAUUGUUGACAAAGCCAAUGGCUGUUUACAGUGGAAUAGCGUAUUCAUGUGUCCUCCACCGACAGUGACGAACACCGUUUACUUCACUCCUGUCAGCAUCUGUUCAGAAUGGCUGACCCCCCACGCGCCUGUGGUUUCUCAUCCGUGUCAUCACUGCUCUUAAACAGCCUCGCGAGUGGUCCGGGUACGUACUGUCAUCUCGCUUGUGAGUUGUGCGAGUUUGUAAACGUGCGUGCACGCGCGUGACUAUCGUUGACGUAAAUUAGUCACUUUUUUCCGCGUAGGUAUCGGCAAGGUUAUUUUACAGUGCUUUCUUGUUCGCCGUUUUCAUUUUCAUCUGAAAAUCUUUAGCAGAAUUUUACCUGGCGUGGCAUGCACUGUCUAAUAAUGACGGGCCGGUACGCAGCAGCACAGGGAAAGGGUUAGGAGGGAAGGUGCAUGUGUUUUAUACAAAACCUGAAUUCCGUAAUUCGUUUUGAAGCGAAGCAGAUUUACCACUUGUUUAAUUAAUGUGGCAUCUGUGCAGAGCUCGUGUGACGCAUCUAACUCACGGAUUACGCUCGUUUUUUAUUUAAAUUAGCUGGUAAUAAAUGUACUUGUUAUAAGCCUUACAGAAAAAAAAUACCAUGCCUCUUUAUGAACAGAUCUUUGACAUUUUCGUUGUUAACAGUUUGGUGCUUUGUGCGUGAGUGUACGUUAAUUUCUAUCUCCUCUGAAAUGCAUGUAAAAUCAAGGAAGAAAAAAAAUCAACCUACACAAAAGAUCAAAUGGACAAUGUCUGGAUUUUCCCUCUAAUUCUUGUCGUGUAUUUACUGAAACGGUCCCUAAAAUUUGUGUAUGAUUUUAAAUGUACGUGUUGUAUGAAUUUAGGAUCCAAGAUGUAUUCUAUACAGUAGACUGAGAAUCUGAACCAGUCCAUUGAACCUGAACCCAUUCAUACAAAGUGCAAUUGGGAUGUGAACUGUAUCCAGAUUAUCUGGGAGAAUCUCUGCUGGCUGAAUUCCAAGAGAGAUUUUUCCAUACAUGAAGUUCAACACAGAUCGCUGUUAUCCCUGGUGAAUAUUUUGAAGAAAAAAUUCAUUCAGUUAAUACAUACCGUCACAGUAAAACCUUUCCAAACUUCAUGAGGACUUUGUACAAGCAGGAUAAAAUUGCCUCAGCAUGUAACUAUAUUUAAGUGGAUUAUUUUUACUAGCCAAUACAUUGAUUUUUUUCAUAUUGUAAUUACUAUUAAACAAUGUUUACUAAUGUAGCACAUUUCUUUUGUUGCAACAUUUUCCUGCCAAUUUUAAAACAUGCGCGCAAAAUAACAAGGAGGGUUUGACUUCUAUCUGGAGCUGACAUGGGUACAAUAGACCUUUCAGUGUUGUGCAAACUGUACUUAUGUAGUGGAAAUUGAAAUUGGCUGACUCUUUCCAAACAAAAGGUUUGAUAUUUCAACAGCAAUAUAGUGCACUCUGGUUUUGGAUUGCAUUGAUCGCUUUCAAGGGGAAAAAGAUUAUAUCUUAAAAAGAAUCUCAUGAAAUGGCUGGUUCACACUAUUUUUUUUUUUUAUUAUCUUCCUGUUGUCGGUUGUAGAUUUGUGGCAUCUGAACAGUGUAGAACAGGUCAGUGUUGUAUAUAUUUCACCUCGAUAUCUCACUGCUCCGCAUCACCGAGUGAACUUGCCACUUCGAAACUCUUUCUUCUCUUGUCUCUUUUCUUCUCGUUUAACUGGUUUCUGUUAAGAUUCAGAUUCGUGUUUGUUUCAUGAUUUGUAUUGAACUGUUUUUCCUUUAUUAAGUGCGUUUCCUUCCCCUUCCUAUGUGUAUGAGAAGCAUUCCAUGGGUGGAGAGAAGUUCAGUUCAUUGUGCUGGGUCAGUGUGCAAUAUUACUGCAUUCCCCCCCUCGGGUGAACCUCCCCCAACACUCAAAGCAAGACGAACCCGGACAGUGUGCAAGCCCUGUACAACACACGGGCUGCUGUUAUCCUGCUGUACAUUGUCUGCUGUCUGGGAAAAUAUUCUAAAUAAAGAAAUAAACAUUU